GUUUUAUUGGCACAUUUUUAUUAUUUUAUCAGUUCAUUAUCAGCAGUGAUACAUUUACCGCUAAAACCAAAUUUGAUGUGGAAAAUACAUAAUAUCAUGUUCGUACGCAAAUUGAUUUUUGCAAAUAAGAAGGUGGUGUGGCGAGGUUUGUGCACCAAAAUGAGUGUCAAAGAAGGUCUGUUUACCCCUGUGGGGGAAUCCAUUGAGAAGACUUCCAGUAGGGUCACAGUUGUUGGUACAGGAGCAGUAGGAAUGGCUACUGUUGUUAGUUUGCUGAUGCAGGGUAUAACCCAUGACGUUGUUCUAAUGGAUGUAAUGGAAGACAAGCUAAAAGGUGAAUUAAUGGAUCUUCAACAUGGAGCUUUGUUUUUGAAAAAUCCCAAAAUUGUUGCGAGCAAAGAUUACAAAGAUUCAGCAGGUUCAAAGAUUUGCAUCGUCACCGCCGGAGCCAGACAACAAGAAGGUGAAUCACGUCUAGCUUUAGUCCAAAGAAACACCGACAUCUUCAAACAUAUCAUCCCACCUCUAGUGCAGUAUUCCCCCGACACGAUUUUAAUGAUCGUCAGCAAUCCGUGUGAUAUUUUGACAUACGUGGCUUGGAAAUUGUCAGGGCUGCCACAACACAAAGUGUUUGGUUCCGGAACCAACCUCGAUACGUCUAGAUUUAGGUUUUUAAUUUCCGAGAGAUUGGGCUGCAGCUCCAACAGUGUUCACGGAUGGAUUAUUGGAGAACACGGUGAUACUAGUGUUCCUGUCUGGUCUGGAGUUAACGUCGCUGGAGUGCGUUUGAAAGACGUUCAACCCAAGGUUGGUACAGAUGACGAUCCAGAAGAAUGGAAAAAGCUUCAUUCACAAGUAGUAAAUUCAGCAUACGAAAUCAUCAAACUAAAAGGAUAUACCAACUGGGCUAUAGGCCUUAGUGCAGCCUCUUUGACCAAUACAAUUUUGAAAAAUCUUCAUCACGUCCAUGCAGUAUCUGUCAUGGUUAAGGGAUUCCAUGACAUCAAAUCCGAAGUAUACUUAUCUUUACCUGUAAUGCUGAAUUCAAACGGCGUUAGUCAUGUUAUUCAACAGCAACUUACAGAAGAAGAAACAAAGGCUCUUCAGAAAUCUGCCGCAGUGAUGGAAGAGGUGCAAAGUGGAAUAAAACUGUAAUUUUGGUUCCUUCCUCUAUGUGUGAUAUACCUUCAAUCUUAGUUAAGUUUAAUUUAUUUGUUGAAUGUGUAGUAUUAUUUUUGAGGAUAGACUGUAUAGUUUAAGCUUAUUUUGAAGUAUUUUUAGAAUUUUACUAUGCUUAAAUAAUUUAUUACGAUUCGCGAAUAUUCGAGUGUGUUUAGGUGAUCAUUUGCUGUAUUAUUUUUAUAUAUUAUGUAUAUAAUUUUAUGUGUCUCCUAUUUUGACUAUCUUACCAAAAUGAGUGUUACUGGACAAAAAGUACUAAGCUGAAAUAGUUGAAAUUUCUUAGCCACAUUUCCUACUCCACUACCUUUCUCUUUCGUUUAGAAUAUGUACACAAAAUUAACUUCUUAAACCAGUAAAUUAAUUCUUAUUUAUCUAUAUUUUAUUAUAUUGUUAGUUUUUUCGGUUUUGACAACUUUUAUAUUAAACUUUAUUUAUUUUAGUUUAAUUUUGUAAUUCCAUGUAUCUGCCACGUCAUGUAUUAUUUAGACUGAUUUUUAUUGUAAUAAAUUAUAUUUUUGUAUGAUUCCUUUUAAAAAAACUAUUUUAUUUUAAAUUUAAACUAUGACUGC
Molecule: messenger RNA, 1751 nt
Organism: Diabrotica balteata
Lineage: Eukaryota; Metazoa; Arthropoda; Insecta; Coleoptera; Chrysomelidae
Source: the annotation of a GenBank genome assembly